Staurois parvus is the source of this 315-nucleotide messenger RNA. The record is from the annotation of a GenBank genome assembly. NCBI's taxonomy places the organism in Eukaryota, Metazoa, Chordata, Amphibia, Anura, Ranidae.
AUGUAUGUGAAAUGGUUUGAUACAGUAAUGUUAUACUAUGUGAUUUUAGUGUAUUUAGUAAAUGUCACUUUUUCACAUUUUUAAAUUUCCCGCCAGUUCUGUCCCCGUACGUCCCGACGCUCGCAGGGAACGGAACCAGGAAGACAGAUGCCGGCAUCGGCUGGAGGACAUUGCCAGGGAUGCUGCAAGAGGGACAUCGCGGGAGCAAAGUACAAGGUAAGUGAAAAAGAGAUCCCGGAGCAAUGCUGCAGGGUAUUCUCGAGUGUAGCUCGGGGUUACCGCUUAUGCUACACUCGGGAAUACCUCCAGGGAGGU